This is a messenger RNA of Adineta ricciae, 1008 nucleotides long. Lineage: Eukaryota; Metazoa; Rotifera; Eurotatoria; Adinetida; Adinetidae. The record is from the annotation of a GenBank genome assembly.
AUGAUCUACGGUCCGGACGCAGCCAAAUGUCCGAUAAAGAAGACAGUGAUCAAUGCGGGCAAAGAGCCGCUAAUCGAGUUUUGUGACGAAAUGAAAGUGUUCUUCCAUUUUUUAACAACGACUGAAGACGGAACAGUGAUCGAUGAUUCUCGAAAGUAUAAAAAACCAAUGGAAAUCACCUUGGGUCACAAAUUUAAACUCGAAUGUUGGGAAACAUGUUUAAAGACGAUGCGCCUUGGUGAAAUUGCCAAGUUCUCCGUGGACAAAGACCUUGUCAGCGUUUAUCCAGCGGUUGCUAAACAAAUCCGAGAUUAUUACAGAAAUCAAAUGUCAGACCACAAACAUGAUGAUGAUCAUCAUGAACACCAUCAUUGUUGUGGUUUUAUGGCACUUGAGCAAGGCCUUGGCCAUGAAGACUUAGAUAAGAUCAUGCGACAGCCACAAUCGCUAGACUUCACAUUUGAAUUAAUCAAAGUUUUACGGCCGGGUGAAUUUGAAAAGGACACUUAUUUGUUAAAUGACGAAGAAAAAAAACGACAAAUACCCGAGUUGAAAUUAGCCGGAAACAACCUCUACAAUGCCGGACAGUUUGCCGAAGCAGCCAGUAAAUAUGGACAAGCCUUACAGUUCUUCGAAGAUCUCAUGCUCAAAGAAAAACCUAACGAUGACGAUUGGCGUGAACUAGAUACUCAACGUCGUCCGUUACUACUCAAUUUUGUUCAAUGUCAACUGAAGCUAGGCAAUUUCUAUUCAGCUAUUGAGCAUGCAACAACGAUUCUCGAUAGUGACCCAUCGAAUGUCAAAGCACGAUAUCGUCGUGCAACAGCACACGUGGGUGUGUGGAAUGUCGAAGAAGCAAAGAAAGAUUAUAACUAUCUUCUUGCAAAUAUCAAGGAUGACAAUAAUCUUCGCGCAUUAGUUCAGAACGAAUUACAACAAUUACAUCAAGCUGAACAAGACAAAUAUAAAGAAGAGAAAUCUCGUUUAUCUGGAAAACUUUUUACUUAA